Messenger RNA from Aedes aegypti (yellow fever mosquito), 1384 nucleotides. RefSeq names its product opsin-1. The record is from RefSeq and is a predicted model, not a curated record. The transcript has 2 exons. Gene Ontology annotation, cellular component: membrane. Lineage: Eukaryota; Metazoa; Arthropoda; Insecta; Diptera; Culicidae. The coding region runs from base 150 to 1271 and encodes 373 amino acids. Gene Ontology annotation, molecular function: G protein-coupled receptor activity. Gene Ontology annotation, biological process: G protein-coupled receptor signaling pathway; visual perception; phototransduction.
GGGAACAGUCGAGUCACUUUGGGUUUUGCAACCGCAAGCAACACUUUACGGCUUUGUCUUCGAGUCUGAAGUAGUUCGUACGCGAGCGAUUUUCUUCAGAUCAUUAGCACUAACAACUGCUGGAAUAAAGUUGAUAGAAGAGAAAUAGAAUGGCGGCAUUUGUGGCACCACAUUUCGAUGCCUGGCAGUCGAGCGGCAACAUGACCGUGGUGGACAAGGUCCCUCCGGAGAUGUUACACAUGGUUCACCCGCACUGGAAUCAGUUCCCACCGAUGAAUCCACUGUGGCAUUCGAUCCUUGGAUUUGCCAUUUUCGUCCUGGGAGUAGUCUCCAUGCUUGGCAAUGGUUGCGUGAUCUACAUCUUCACCGGUACUCGAAGCCUCCGAACCCCAUCCAACUUGCUGGUGGUCAACCUAGCGUUCUCGGAUUUCUUCAUGAUGUUUACGAUGGGACCGCCCAUGGUGAUCAACUGUUGGCAUGAGACUUGGGUCUUCGGGCCAUUCGCUUGCGAGCUCUACGCGAUGUUUGGAUCACUGUUUGGCUGUGCCUCCAUCUGGACCAUGACAAUGAUUGCGUUCGACCGAUAUAAUGUCAUCGUGAAGGGCCUGUCUGCUAAGCCAUUGACCAACAAUGGUGCCUUGCUGCGUAUACUGGGUAUUUGGGCAUUCGCCCUUUUCUGGACUUUGGCUCCAUUCUUCGGAUGGAACCGUUAUGUCCCAGAGGGUAACAUGACUGCCUGUGGUACCGAUUACCUGACUACCACUUGGCUGAAUCGAUCCUACAUCAUCGUUUACGCCAUUUUCGUCUACUGGACUCCCCUGUUAACCAUCAUCUACUCGUACACCUUCAUCCUGAAGGCAGUCUCCGCUCACGAGAAGAACAUGCGUGAACAGGCCAAGAAGAUGAAUGUCGCUUCGCUGCGAUCCUCCGAGGCACAGCAGACCAGCGCUGAAAUCAAGCUGGCAAAGGUCGCUCUGGUAACCAUCUCAUUGUGGUUCAUGGCGUGGACUCCGUACCUGGUCAUCAACUUUACCGGUAUCUUCAAGGCAGCCCCGAUUAGCCCACUUGCCACCAUCUGGGGAUCACUUUUCGCCAAGGCCAACGCCGUCUACAAUCCGAUUGUGUACGGUAUCAGCCAUCCGAAAUACCGCGCUGCUUUGACCCAGAAGUUCCCAGCGUUGUCCUGCACGGAUGCACCAGCGGCAUCAAACAGCGAUGAUAAUCAAUCAACCGUCUCCGGAGCAACAACCGCGACCGACGAGAAGGCUUAAGUACAAAAGCGUCACAGAACUUACACGGUGAUAUUAAUGAUGGCAAACAGUGUUGAUGCUUUAUUUAGAAUAAUAAUUGUGAUCUAAAUAUAAAUCGCUUGCAAAACAUAGAA